Molecule: messenger RNA, 3967 nt
Organism: Archocentrus centrarchus (flier cichlid)
Lineage: Eukaryota; Metazoa; Chordata; Actinopteri; Cichliformes; Cichlidae
Gene: snap91a
Product: synaptosome associated protein 91a
Exons: 29
Coding region: 708-3668 (986 amino acids)
Biological process (GO): clathrin-dependent endocytosis; synaptic vesicle budding from presynaptic endocytic zone membrane; clathrin coat assembly
Cellular component (GO): clathrin-coated vesicle; synaptic vesicle; clathrin-coated pit
Molecular function (GO): clathrin heavy chain binding; 1-phosphatidylinositol binding; phosphatidylinositol-4,5-bisphosphate binding
Source: RefSeq, a predicted model, not a curated record
UCCACGGAAAGCACCGCCAUCCAACGACCCGGUUAGAAGCGCGUGUCCCCGGGGCUGACGGUGAGGCCGCAGCAGAAAGGAAGCAUCCAGCAGGGCUGGAGGAGGAGAGGAAAAAAAAACCCUGCUACAUUGGAUGGUGUGGGAUGAUGAUGUUUCCCUAAACGGCCCACUGAUACUCAGGGAUUGUCAGACUGGUGGUGGUGGUAAGGAUUAUCCAAGAGACUAGAGGAAGCAAGACAGGGAGGAAGGGGGGAGGCAGAGACGAGCAUCAUCCAGGGAGGACGGUAUUGUGAGGGAGGCUGACCGACGAUACCGCGGAACAGUAAGAAAUUAAUAAAAGGAAAACAAAACAAAAUUAAAACCUGGAAUAGGAUUUUUGCUUCUUUUUUUGCCCAUAGACUGUAAUCACCAGAGGACACUGGCCUUGAUUGAAGAAAGUCAGUUCAUGAUUGUUCCAGUAGCGCAUGCAGAUCCAACAGAAGUGAGUGGGAAUCAGCCGCUCUCCGCUUGUUAUGCAACUCAAAUCAAUUGCGGCUCUUUAGAAAGUGUCCUACUAUCUCUUUUUCUGGUGCUGUGUCUGUGUGCUGUUUUCGAGGGCAGCUGGGAUUACUGAGGCUGGUCGCUCAUUCCGGGGCGUGUGUGUGGGGGUGGGGGGGUAGGACCAUAUUGGACGCUUGCUAGUCGAGGUUGGACUCCGCGGAGGGAAGAUGUCGGGGCAGACGCUGACGGACCGCAUCGCCGCGGCUCAGUACAGCCUGACGGGAUCCGAGGUGUGCCGAGCUGUGUGUAAAGCCACCACACACGAACAGACAGCCCCAAAGAAGAAACACUUGGAGUACCUGAUCCAGGCCACCCAGGAAUCUAAUGUGAACGUCCCCCAGAUGGCGGACACACUGAUGGAGAGGGCUGGCAAUGCCAGCUGGGUGGUGGUUUUCAAAGCCCUGAUCACCACGCACCACCUCAUGGUGCAUGGCAAUGAGAGAUUCCUCCAGUUCCUGGCAUCUAGAAACACCUUGUUCAACCUCAGCAACUUCCUGGACAGAACUGGCUCCCAUGGCUUAGACAUGUCCACAUUUAUCAGACGCUACAGCCGCUAUCUCAACGAGAAGGCCUUCGCAUACAGACAGAUGUCUUUUGACUUUGGCCGAGUCAAGAAAGGAGCUGAGGGUGUGAUGAGGACCAUGUCAGUAGAGAAGCUGCUGAAAGGAAUGCCUACUCUGCAGAGCCAGAUCGACGCCCUGUUGGAUUUUGAGGUGCAUCCAAAGGAUCUCAACAAUGGAGUGAUAAAUGCCUGCUUUCUCCUACUCUUCAAAGAUCUGAUCAAGUUAUAUGCCUGCUACAAUGACGGCAUCAUCAACCUGUUAGAAAAAUUUUUUCAGAUGAAGAGAAGCCAGUGUAAAGAUGGGCUUGAGAUCUACAAGCGGUUCCUGACAAGAAUGACUCGGGUUUCUGAAUUCUUCAAAAUUGCUGAGGAAGUGGGAAUAGACAAAAACGACAUACCUGAGCUCACUAAGGCCCCCGAAAGCCUUCUGGCAUCUCUGGAGACUCACCUCAACACUCUGGAGGGGAAGAAACCAGAGGACAAGUCGCCCACAAAGGAUGCUACUGCCAACAACAGCGCGCCGGUAGCAGCAGCAGCUUCUGCACCAGCCAAGCCCGCACCUCCCGCUGCCGCCGGUGGGCCUCCAGCCCGUCCUGUGCCGCCUGCCAAGCCUCCUCCACCCUCUGUCACUCCCACUGCACCAGUCCCCACCACUACCAGCAAUGCACUUGAUGAUGGGUUCCUGUUGGAUCUAGAUCCCAUGUCCUCCUCGUCAGCAGGAGGCGCUGCAGCCACUUCCUCUACAACUGGAUGGGGAGAUCUCUUGGCUCAGGCGACUCCAGCCUCUGCUGAUGGAGCUUCCAAAUCUCUCCUGGCAAAGAAAGAAUCUGCUGAUGCUGCAGCUGCUGCUGCCCCCGUGGCUGCCCCGCCCAUAGCCCCUGCUCGUUCCACCACCGCUGCGGCUGCGGCUGCAGCUGCAGCUGCGGCUGCGGCUGCACCAGUGCCAGUGCCCACUUCGCUGCCCAUCUCUGCUCCUGCCGCCACCACCACUGCCACCACCUCAGCCACAGACAUCGACCUUUUUGGAGAUGCGUUUGCACCUUCCCCAGGAGAUGGUCCUGCCGCCGUGGCCGCGGGCCCCGUUGCUGAUGCAUUUGGUGGAUCUGACCCCUUCGCUACGACGGAGGGGAGUGCGGACAUUGCUCCAGAGCUGGACCUGUUUGCUAUGAAGCCCGCUGACACAGGGGCAGAUGCUGCCGCCAUUACACCUCCCACCUCUAGUGAGGCGCCGACUAUCAUCGCUCCCAUCGCUGCCCCCGCUGCCCCCACCCCUUCUUCCACCACCACCACCACCACUUCUACUACUACCACAACCACCACCGACACCACCACAGAGUCUGCAGCUGCCCCGACUCUAGAUCUCUUUGGUGAUAUGUUUGAUUCUAUGCCUGAGCAAAGCCCUACCACUGAAUCCAAAGCUGCUACCACUCCUAGCGUAGACCUUUUUGGUGCAGACCUUCCUGCUGUUUCACGCGGGCCCUCUCCUUUGCCCGAGCCGGCUCCGGCUGGAGACAUUGUGACGGAUUCGUUUUCACCUCCAGCUCCUGCCCCUGCUCCUGCUUCUGUUCCUGCUGCAGAGACCCCCUCUCCACCUAAAGCAGAGCCAGAGCCUGUCAUUGACCUGUUGGACUCUUUCAGCGGCCCUGUGGAGGAAGUGCAGAGUUCUGCUCCUGGAGGGCCUGGAGACGACCUACUGGGAGGCUUGAUGUCCCCCACCCUCACUCCUGCUGCCGCCCCAGCUCUGGCUCCAGCCCUCGCUCCGGCUCCAGCUCAGAACGACCUCCUGGAGACGGGUUUUGAUGUCUUGGGCCCACUUUCUUCGCCAGCGCCACCAGUACCUGCUGCAGCAGCAGCGGCAGUACCAAUAGUGCCAGCUACAGCAGCAGCAGCAGCAUCAGAACCUCUGUCCGCCACAACAGCACCCUCUGGUGGCUUUGAUGCUUCAAUGUUUGAUGGAUUAGGUGACUUGCUGAUGCCCGCUGUAACACCCCAGAGCACUGGGGGCAGCACCGCUGGAAGCACAGCAGGAAGCAUGGGAACUCCCAUCGCUGCUGGGGGUAUUGCAGCCGCUCCACCCGCAACCCCUCCUGCUACCAAAACCAUUGUUGGAGAUCUGGAUUCAUCGCUGGCCAACUUGGUUGGAGAUCUUGGAGUAAAGAAAAAGGACCCACAGAGUGAGAAGAAGCUGACAGGAGGUGCAAACUGGAUGCCACAGGUAGCCCCUACAAGCUGGGGUACACCAGGAGCCCCUAUGGCUGGUACUGCCCCUGGAGCUCCUGGAGUGUCAGGAGCAGCUCCUCCUGGCGCAGCCAUGGUGCCACCAAUGAGUGCACAGCCCGGCUUUGGCAUGCCUCCUGCAGCAGGGCCUGGAGCUCCUAUGAUGCAGCCCAUGAUGGGGCAGCCUAUGAUGGGACAGCCCAUGAUGAGACCUCCCUUCACUGGGGUGGCCGGAACUGCACCCGGAGCUGCUGCACCAGGAGCACCGCUUUCUCCAGGGCCUGCAAGCCAGAGCCCCAAGAAGCCCAAGGACCCACUGGCAGAACUCGACCUCAAGGACUUCUUAUAACACCCCAGCUGCUUUUCUCUUUGGAUCAGAGCCCUCUCACCUUUUACCUGGUGUCUGUCAACAUCUCAGGAUGCCAGCGAUGUUCAGCUACUCGACCUUAUAAGAGCCUCUUUUCUCCACCCCCUGCCCCCAGCCCUUCUCCUGUGUGAUGUCGUAGCACAAACUGUGAAAGUGAACCAUAGCGGAUUACAUAUAAAUAUAUGGAAAAAAACAAAAAAUACAAGCGUGUGCUUAUGUCGAUGUACCAAACUUUUGUCUAAAUGAAAUCACUCCAAAAGAAAAAAAAAAAAAAAAAAAAA